UGACCUGCCUUUAUCCUUCUCUUCUCCUUGCCAGAUACACUCGUGUGCUUCUCUCUCUCUCUCUCAUACUCUUCACUUUGCAUUGUGAUCAUACUCUCGACUUCAUGAUGGCUCUCUUCAUCACCAUUGCCCUCCUCUCCAUACCUCUCGUCGCCGCCGCCCUCCUCCUCCUCCGUGCCUCUCUCCGCCGCCGCCUCCUCCCCCUGCCGCCGGGGACCCUCGGGCUGCCGCUCGUUGGCGAGACCCUCCAGCUCAUCUCCGCCUACAAGACCGAGAACCCGGAGCCCUUCAUCGACGAGAGGGUGGGCCGGUUCGGGACCCUCUUCACCACCCACGUCUUCGGCGAGCCCACGGUCUUCUCCGCCGACCCGGAGACCAACCGGUUCAUACUGCAGAACGAAGGGAGGCUGUUCGAGUGCAGCUAUCCGGGCUCCAUCGCCAACCUGCUCGGGAAGCACUCGCUGCUGCUCAUGACGGGCGGGCUGCACAAGAGGAUGCACUCCCUCACCAUGAGCUUCGCCAACUCCUCCAUCAUCAGGGACCACUUGCUCGUCGACAUAGACCGGCUCGUCCGGCUCAACCUCCGCUCCUGGUCGGACCGGAUCUUGCUCAUGGAGGAGGCCAAGAAGAUAACAUUCGAGCUUAUGGUGAAGCAGCUGAUGAGUUACGAUCCCGGAGACUGGACGGAAAGCCUGAGAAAGGAGUACGUCCUCGUCAUCGAAGGCUUUUUCACCCUCCCCUUUCCCCUCUUCUCCACCACCUACCGCCGCGCCAUCCAGGCGAGGACAAAAGUGGCGGAGGCAUUGACUUUGGUGGUGCGACAGAGGAGGAAAGAGAGCGAGAUGGGCGCCAAGGAGGAGGACAUGCUGGGGGCCCUGCUGGCCGGAGACGGCGGCGGUUCCUCCGACGAGGAGAUCGUGGACUUCCUGGUGGCCCUGCUCGUCGCUGGCUACGAGACCACCUCGACCAUCAUGACCCUCGCCGUCAAGUUCCUCACCGAGACGCCCCUCGCCUUGGCCCAACUCAAGGAAGAGCAUGAGAAAAUCAGGGCAAAUAAGAAUCGAUCCGAGGGGCUAGAGUGGAAUGACUACAAGUCCAUGCCUUUCACACAAUGUGUGAUCAACGAGACGCUGCGGGUCGCAAACAUUAUAAGCGGGGUAUUCCGGCGAACAAUGGCGGACGUCCAAAUAAAGGGUUAUACGAUUCCAAAGGGAUGGAAGGUCUUUGCUUCGUUUCGGGCUGUUCAUCUGGACCAAGAAUACUUCAAAGAAGCUCGCACUUUCAAUCCUUGGCGGUGGCAGAGUAACGGGCCGUCGAGCAAUGCGGUUAAUGUCUACACACCGUUCGGAGGAGGGCCGAGGCUGUGCCCGGGAUAUGAACUUGCGAGAGUAGAGAUCGCCGUCUUCCUUCACCACCUAGUCACUAGUUUCAGUUGGGCUCCAGCUGAAGAAGAUAAGCUGGUGUUCUUCCCGACCACCCGGAUGCAGAAGCGAUAUCCCAUCAAUCUCCAGAGGCGGAACAUGUCCUUGUAAAAUAUAAGAAUCGGCAAACUCCUUCGGAGGUCAAAUCAAUUGAUUAAUAAACUUGGGUUGUAGAUCAGGGCGGGGAAAUGGGAUCAUAUGUGAAAGUAUGUACAUAUGCAGCAAAAACAAUAUUUUGCAGCCUUGUGCAAGCAUGUAUUUUCAGAAUUUGGCAAUUCAUUUGCACAUAUCGAAUUUGAAUACUCUACUUAA
Messenger RNA from Rhodamnia argentea, 1733 nucleotides. RefSeq names its product cytochrome P450 90A1-like. Lineage: Eukaryota; Viridiplantae; Streptophyta; Magnoliopsida; Myrtales; Myrtaceae. Gene Ontology annotation, biological process: brassinosteroid homeostasis; brassinosteroid biosynthetic process; multicellular organism development. Gene Ontology annotation, molecular function: heme binding; oxidoreductase activity, acting on paired donors, with incorporation or reduction of molecular oxygen; iron ion binding. The transcript is spliced from 8 exons. The coding region runs from base 105 to 1532 and encodes 475 amino acids. The record is from RefSeq and is a predicted model, not a curated record.